AUGCAAACUGACAACAAAGAAUAUGCCCGAAAGUGUCGCGAAUGCCAGAUCCACGAUCAUGCCAUCCACGCACCAGCAGUGGAGUUACACUCCACGGAUGCUCCCUGGCCAUUCCAUACUUGGGCCAUGGAUCUAAUAGGUCCAAUCUCACCCAAGUUUAGAAAGAAAAAGUGGAUACUGGUGGCAACAGAGAUUUAUACCAAAUGGGUAAAGGCAGCGACCUUGUCGGUGGCAAUCGGACAGGUCGUGGCAAACUUCAUGAAAGAAAACAUCAUAUGUCAUUUCGGUGUACCUCAGGUCAUUGUAUCGGAUAACGGAACCCCUUUUGUUAACAGUAAGCUGCCCCUUGCGCUUUGGGCAUACCGAACAACUGUAAGAGGAGCCACAGGUUCUACGCCCUUCUCCCUAGUAUAUGGCAUAAAAGUGAUACUUCCAAUUGAGAUAACGGUCCUUUCAGGGAACCUAUCCGGGCGGAGUAAGCUGCAGUUCGACCCCAGGAUCGGGGAGCUUGAGGGACUCCAGGAACAGAGGGAGCACGCCAGGAACAAAAUCGUGGUUUACCGAGGAAGGAUAGCUCGAGCCUACAAUGCUAUUGUUCGGCCUCAAGUUCUUCAAAAGGGAGAUCUAGUUUUGAGGACCGUGGUUCAUGUGAUGCGGAACUUAUCUGCAUCAAAGUUCACCCCAAAGUGGGAACGUUCGUUCGACGUCAAAGCUACAGGUUCCAGUGGAAACUAUGAAAUCGGAAGAAUAGGCAGCCGCAAAAUAUUGGGAACAUUCAAUGCCAAAUGGCUAAAAAAGUACUAUUCCUGA
Messenger RNA from Cornus florida, 810 nucleotides. RefSeq lists its product as uncharacterized. Gene Ontology annotation, molecular function: nucleic acid binding. Gene Ontology annotation, biological process: DNA integration. The transcript has 2 exons. The coding region runs from base 1 to 810 and encodes 269 amino acids. The record is from RefSeq and is a predicted model, not a curated record. NCBI's taxonomy places the organism in Eukaryota, Viridiplantae, Streptophyta, Magnoliopsida, Cornales, Cornaceae.